Molecule: messenger RNA, 909 nt
Organism: Trichophyton rubrum CBS 118892
Lineage: Eukaryota; Fungi; Ascomycota; Eurotiomycetes; Onygenales; Arthrodermataceae
Exons: 2
Coding region: 1-909 (302 amino acids)
Source: RefSeq, a predicted model, not a curated record
AUGUCUUUUGAAUGCAUCAAGCCUGAGGAUAAUAGACUAACUAGUCUUGACAAGGAAGUAUGUAUCCUUGUUCACAAAUAUCAGGCCAUCAAGACACCCAGAACAGUCAUCCACCUGUCAAAGACUCCUGGGUACUGGGAGCUCUUUAACCAUGUGUUCGAAUACCAUAUUGGCCUGAUCAAAACGCGCUCUCAAAGCUUCGAGGAUGGCCAAAUCACAGUAUACGACAAGGCAUUGUUAAUACUCACCAACAACGGGAAGAGUUUGUCUCACUUCGGAGCCAUCGAACUGUUCAAAGAUGAGAUAUUGGGUAUAAGGAAGGACGAUGAUAUGGGAAGACUGGACGCGUUGUUUAGCAAGAAUAUUGCUCUACGCGCUAUUCUUGGACAUGUUACUGGAUGGAGAAAGGAAACAGCCCUUGACAACGCUCUGACCGAUGCCACGACGCCAGUUUUCGGGAGCAAGCAGAGUAGUCACCAGCAACAAGGGACUUCUGAUCCCUUGACGCCGCCUCCUAGUGCUUCCAUCCGAGAGUUGCAUCAAAGCCUUCCCAAUAUGUUUAUAGCUUUCGCCACGGCUCAGCUUGAGCAUGCCAGAAUUAAGAGCACAAAGACGGUAAAACUCGUGGGUGACAGCGCAGAGAACCUACUUCGUCAUCUUCGUGAUCAUGACCCAACGCACUACAUGAUCCCCGUACUGAAACAAGCCUCCAGAAUGGCUCAACGCGAGAUGGGGGAGAUAAACAGAGGGAAAAAGCGGUCACUUGAUAUGACAGACAAGGGAACGGUCGGCUACUCGGCCCGCCGUAGUAGUAGUAGCAGUGGGUGUUCAACUUCUGUGGACAAACCGCGUGUUUCACGCCGACGUCGACGGGGAGUCCGUGGACAGGCCGACUGCUACCGGCCAUAG